GUUCGGGGAAACCGCUUAACUCGACGGUUUGCGCCCCCACAAGCGCGACUUGUUUUUGUUCUAGUCCUAAAGGGCCUUGAAUGCCAGGCCCAGGAACCUCAGCAUUUAUUGGUUCUGGUUCCCGCGUUCUGGUUCUACCGUGUUGCGGGGCAGUGCCCUAGGUUCCGUUCUAUCUUGUUGCCAGGCAGGGCGUUCCUGCGCUGCGGUGAACUCCAGCCCCGCCUGGGCACGCCAGCACCAAUGGCCUUCUACAGGAAGUUGAGGAUCAGGUCUUUGGGCACUGUUUUUAGACGGAUUUGCAACCAGACCCGUCAGUCCUUCCCGAAGCUACUCAAGAGCUUCAGAAGGUUCUGGAAUACUGUUAAGAGAUGGUUUGCAAAGAUCAAGGAGGAAGAGGAGCCAAUCUCCGCAGCUGAGUGCAUUUUUCACAAAGAAAAAAUUACGGAACUUGGCCACACGCUGAAGAAUACAGCUCUAUCCCUUGAAAAAAGAGCUCUGGCUGCCCAGAAAAUUGGACUACUGGCCUUCACAGGGGGCCUGAGUGCAGCACAGUUCGCCAGCGAGUACAUGCGAGAAGUGGCUCUCUUGCUGCAGAGUGAGAAGGUGAUGUCGUCCAAGACAAAGAUCCUCCUGCUCCAGAGUGUGGCCUGUUGGUGCUACUUAAACCCGGCCAGCCAGAAGCGAGCCAAACAGCUGCAGUUCAUCCCCAUCUUCAUCACUUUCUUUGAGACUCCCUUCCACUCCACCAUCAAGAGUGAAGUCAACAGCCACCGCCUUGUUCAGUUCUGGAUAUGCUAUGCCCUCUCCGCCAUGACCUGUAACAACUUAGCCGUCAUGAAGGAGUUGAGAUCUUACAGCUCUCUAAAAUACCACCUGCAGAUACUGGCUAUGGAGAACUGGACUGGGUGGUCUGAAAAUUUUGCCGAGGUCUUAUAUUUCCUAGUAGGUUUUCACAGAAAUUAAUUUUUUUCAGUCCAGUUCCAUGAUCCAGCUAUCUGUGCCAUCGCAUUACCCUGGAAACCUGAAAUAAAGACUAAAAGCCGUGUGCUGUUCUACA
Molecule: messenger RNA, 1057 nt
Organism: Peromyscus leucopus (white-footed mouse)
Lineage: Eukaryota; Metazoa; Chordata; Mammalia; Rodentia; Cricetidae
Gene: Armh2
Product: armadillo like helical domain containing 2
Exons: 2
Coding region: 241-963 (240 amino acids)
Source: RefSeq, a predicted model, not a curated record